This is a messenger RNA of Pieris rapae (cabbage white), 1722 nucleotides long. RefSeq lists its product as uncharacterized. NCBI's taxonomy places the organism in Eukaryota, Metazoa, Arthropoda, Insecta, Lepidoptera, Pieridae. The record is from RefSeq and is a predicted model, not a curated record. The transcript is spliced from 5 exons. The coding region runs from base 470 to 1339 and encodes 289 amino acids.
UCUACUGAUAAUUAUCUAUGAAUCUUGUGUGAAGAUGCUAUUCAUAUACAUGAUACUAGAUUGUUCGUAUUUCGUAUAGACGCAAGAUCGAGAGUCGAAUGUCGGGCAAGUCUGACGUAAACGAAUACUGUUGACGUCUGACGAAAACGAAGUCGAUAUCACGGAUAGCGUCGUAUAUUCUUUGGUCGAUAUCGUAACGAAAUGCACGUCUAAAGCGAAAAGCGAAAUCUAAAGUAGCUCUCAAAAUAUAUAAAUGUAAUCUAAUCUUACAUUCUUGGGUUAAAAAUAAAAAGUAAAGUCUUGUACUUAGAUAAGCAAUUUAAGUUUCGCUUUCGCGUUUCAAGCUUUUCGAUUUCUACAGGCGGCCAUUUUGAUUUUACGUUGCUAGAAUAGUUAAUAACUUUCUACAUCUCGUGUAGUUAGAGUUAAACUAUUAAUUAACUAUAAAUAAAAUAUAUAUAUUUUUAAGAUGUCUAGUUUAAGAACGAGUUAUAACCAGUUUUCGAUUAUGGUAGAAUUCAUGGAAAAACACGGGGAUUUAUCGAAGUGUCAAAAUUCACCAAGUGGACGACUGUGGACAAUGAAAAAGUGGCAAGAGUUAACAGAUAUGCUUAAUAGUCAAGGUACUGGAGAAGCUCGUAGUGAAGAAAAAUGGCGAAAAGUCUGGAGUGAUUUUAAAAAUAAUACUAAAAGAAAAUUAGCUAAAAUAACCCACUCUUUACAAGGGAGGGGUGGUAGGCCGACCACAAGCAAAUGUCUCACGGAUUUAGAGCAAAGAGCUCUAGCAAUUACUGGUAUCCUAACAACUAUUGGAUCAGCUACUGAAAGCUUUGGCAGUGCGGAAUGCACAAUAGAAGUGGAAGAAAAGAAUAUGAAUCCUACUUUUGAGAACCUCAUACUGGUUCCAACUACAACAGCCCUUGAUGGUGCAGAUUGGAAUAAUUCUGAGUCCAGUAAAGAUAAAUAUGAAGAAUCAAUACUUCCAAUGUUCACUAUAUCACCUCUAAGAAUUAAAACUUCACCGAAGUCAUCAUCUCCUCCUGAUUCUCCUCAACCGUACCUUUCACAUAAAAGAAAGAUGGAUGACAGAGAUGAUGAUGACAAUGAUUAUCUAGUUAAACAUGAACCGUCACCAAAGGAGGAAACCAGAGAGAGAGAUAGGAUGUAUGUUGAGUUAGAGAAAGAGAAGUUGUAUGCAGAGUUGGAAAGGGAAAAAAUUCGUCAGAGAGAUGUUGAGCUUCGACAACGUGAUACUGCAUUACAAUUGCAAGCUCAGUGGUUGGAAUUAGCAAGAUCAGGAUUGAAUAUUUUAGAUAAAUAUUUGAAUGACAAGAAAUAAAUGUAAGAGAAUUAAUGGCUGGAAACAAAUGUGAAAUAAAAUGUCUAGGCAAUGACAUUAAAAAGCUAUGCCUUUUAUGUUAAAGAGUGAAAUUAACAAUCGCCACCUCCUCUGAAAGUGCUAGCAGCUUUUUAAUAGAAAUACAUCCUGGGUAGAGAGGUCUUACACACAUUGAAAAGAGAUUUGGUUUUAUCCAUAGUUGUAUGAAGAAAUAUUAGAUUAAAGAUUAAAUAUUAAAUUAGACUUAUUUAUUUUUGUAAAUACAUGGAGUCAAUUCACAAUCCUAAAAAAAACUGGUUGUAAAGAUAAAAUCGUUUGGAAAACAUACGUCGUCAGCCCACUUGUAUUUAUGUAUUAUUCAUAUGAGAUAUUAUAUUAAAGUG